AUGGUUCGUCACAAGAAAGACAAUUUCUCUCGAGGAGGAAAGAAGUUCUUCGCCCCCCGCCCACGACCGGUGCCCCGCGGUGACGGCGAAGAUGCUUCAGGCUCGUCGCGGCCGGCCUUCAAGGCCGCCUGCUGGGACAUGGGACACUGUGACCCCAAGCGAUGUUCAGGAAAGCGUCUGAUGAAGCUGGGCUUGAUGCGGGAGCUCCAUAUCGGCCAACGAUUCCCCGGCGUUAUUGUCUCGCCCAACGCGAAGAAAGUCGUCUCUCCUGCUGAUAAAGAACUAAUGGAACAAUAUGGCGCCGCAGUUGUGGAAUGCUCUUGGGUUCGAGUCAAGGAAGUGCCCUGGUCACGGAUUGGCGGCAAAUGCGAACGAUUGCUGCCCUACCUCAUUGCGGCUAACACGGUAAACUACGGCAAGCCCUGGCGAUUGAACUGCGUUGAAGCCUUGGCCGCAUGUUUCUGUAUCUGUGGACACGAAGAAUGGGCACGGGAAGUCCUCAAGAACUUCAGAUAUGGGGAGGCAUUCCUCGAGAUCAACUCAGAACUUCUUCAGCGUUACGCCGCCUGUGCGACAGAAGAGGAUGUAAAGAGGACAGAGGAGGAGUGGCUUGCCAAGAUCGAACAAGAGUACGAAGACAGCCGCGCCGAGGGAACGAAUGAUAUUUGGACGACUGGAAACACCAACCGUUUGCCCGCCAAGCAUGGCUUUGACGAUGACGACGAUGACGAUGACGAUGAGAAUGACGAUGAUGAAGAUGGUGAAUCUGAAGAGGAAAACAGUGAGGAGGAAGAUGAAGCCGAGGUCGACAGAGACCCAUUCGCGAUUUCCGAUGACUCAGAGGACGAAGACCAAAUGGCAGAAAUCCGGCAGAAGAUAUUGAACUCCAAAGCUUUCCAGAACCCAUCUGUCGAAGAAAAGCAACGACCCGAGAAGAUCGAAAGACCAGAGCCUACAUAUGUUGACUCGGACGCCGAGUCUGGGUCGGCUGGAAGCGAGGACGAGGAUUUUGAUAACAUCAUUAACGCGACUACGGUGACGGACCGUACCGGUAUCAAGGAUGUCCAGCGACGUCGGGGACAGGAGACCGUGACUGCUUCAUUCUCGAGGACGGAGAUUUCUGCCCCGAAAAGAUGGUAA
This is a messenger RNA of Penicillium maclennaniae, 1140 nucleotides long. RefSeq names its product ribosome biogenesis TSR3 family protein. Gene Ontology annotation, molecular function: rRNA small subunit aminocarboxypropyltransferase activity. The transcript has 3 exons. The record is from RefSeq and is a predicted model, not a curated record. The coding region runs from base 1 to 1140 and encodes 379 amino acids. NCBI's taxonomy places the organism in Eukaryota, Fungi, Ascomycota, Eurotiomycetes, Eurotiales, Aspergillaceae. Gene Ontology annotation, biological process: maturation of SSU-rRNA.